AAUCAACAGUGGAGGUUUUCAUGAGAACAAAUUUUCCGCUAUAUGUAUGGAUGAUUGUGAUUAAAAUUGAGGGUAAAAUAGUUGCAUUAAGAAAAGAUAAGGUAUGUCAGCAACAGAUAGAGAAAACUGUGCCAUACAUGAGGACAGAAAUUGUUCCAGUUGGUGUUGGGAUUGUGAGCAAACGUUGUGUGCUGAAUGUUCAACAAACCAUUACAAAAUAAGGUCAUUAAAAUGCCAUAGCGUUAUUCCGAUCAUAGAUUAUCAAAAGGUGCCACUCUUUAUCCGGGAAAUUAAUACUAACUGUAAAGAUCACGUAGAGAAACUAGAAUUCUAUUGUUCCGCUCACGAUGCUCCGUGUUGUUAUCUUUGUAUGAAGGAAGAUCAUCACAUAUGCUCCGGUAUACAGCCGCUUCAGACUUAUGUAGAAAACAUAAAAGCGUCUUUUGUUUAUAGCAAUUUAAAAACAAAUAUUCAUGAUUUAUCGAAUGACUUUCACACAGUGUUUAACGACAGAAAAGAAAAUCUGACUAGGCUGCAACUUCAAAAAGCAAAAAUAGUGCAAGAAAUCUGCAACAUGCGCAAAUCGAUCGAUGAUAGUUUAGACAAGCUAGAGAAAACUGCUAUCGAUGAAUUAACUGACGAAUACAAUACGGAAAGACUUAAAAUUGAAAAUGUUUUAAAGGAAUGCAACACAAAUUACAAAACGGUUCAGGAUUUUCAGGAAAACAUCAAUGAGUUGACACUACAUGCCACUCAACUACAAACAUUUUUGCACGCACAAACAAUUAAGAAAGAAAUAAAGAGACAAAUUGAAUUUUUAGAGUCACUUCAAAAAAACGAACACCUGGGAAUCAUCAAUCUGGCAUUUUCCAUUUCCCCGUUUAUUUCUUCUCUCACUGAACAUUUGGAUUCAUUCGGAACUGUUUCAGUAAACGCGGGAUUUCAAACUAUUUUCUUCAAUUCAGGAGAUCAGAUGGAGGCCCAACUAUUUUAUCGAUCAGUUAAUGAUGUAGAUAAUUUGUUCAUUGAAAGAAAAUCGUCCUUUACAUGUUGUUUUACCGAAAGUUGUGCAUUAUUACCAAAUGCACAGAUUGUUCAUAUCGCACAAGGGCACAAGUCUUUACAUAUCUCAGACUUAAAUGGGUCUAAUCGUCGUGAAAUUGAACUUCCCGAUGAGGCUUGGGGUGUAGUACAUAUGAAUGACACUGUUGUAGCAGUUACAUUUUUUAAACAUAAAAGGGUAGCUUCCAUAGAAAUAAAUGAAGGAAAUAUUAUUAAAACAUUCAAAGUGGAGGACCACUGUCAUGGUAUUAAAUUCUUCAAAGACAAAUUUCUUCUAUAUCUAAUAGGUUCUGAAUAUGUAUAUUUGUAUAGUAAAAAUGGCAGGUUGUUGAAACAAGUAAAAGUGCCCAUUGAUAUUUGUGUGAGAGCAGCUUUAAAUGAUAAUCGAAUAUUUUUUAUAGAUUUCAUGAAAAAUAUUCACUGUUGUGACUUCAAUGGAUCUGUUAUUUGGACAUAUCAACACAAUACUCAUCAUCUUCUGGCAGAAAUAACAGUAGACGAAAAUGGUUUUAUAUUUGCAGCUUGUUUGUACGGUGACACCAUUGUCAGUGUCUCCAGUAGGGGAAAGAGUAGUAAAGACCUCUUGUCAAAUCACUGUCAAUUGGAAUGGUGUGAUAAUUUGGCAUGUGCAAAAUGUCACAAAGGGUAUAGGAAUAUUGAAUUUGAUAUAUGUAACUCUACAAAACAGCUUAUACAGUGUAGUGUUAAGCCUGAAGGCAGUAGUAUUUCGGUGUAUGACAUCAAGUAUCGAUGAUUUUUUUUUAAAUACAGAACAGUAGUUAAAAUAUAAGUAAACAGUUAUACAUAUUCGUUAUUUGCCAUGUAAACUCGUCUUUUUUUUAAAUUUAAGAGCUGAAAUGUUUGUAACCGUUAAGUUUCUACUAAAGUACGUUGACCACCUUGAUGUUUUUAAUGAUCCGUGUAUAUAAAACCAAAGGCUGUAAUAGUAUAAUUGGUAAACAAAUUUUUAGUUAGUUUUUACAAUAUUUGAAAGUACUUUAUGUGUAAAGUAUAUUAUCUGAACCAAUGUUGUGUAUCAAAGACCAUUUAUUUUGCUUUCAAAAUAUAACUGUAUAGCUCUUC
This is a messenger RNA of Mytilus californianus (California mussel), 2145 nucleotides long. RefSeq lists its product as uncharacterized. Gene Ontology annotation, molecular function: zinc ion binding; protein binding. The record is from RefSeq and is a predicted model, not a curated record. NCBI's taxonomy places the organism in Eukaryota, Metazoa, Mollusca, Bivalvia, Mytilida, Mytilidae. The coding region runs from base 104 to 1816 and encodes 570 amino acids. The transcript is spliced from 2 exons.